AGGUUUUGCAUUUAUUUUACCUUAGCGCUUCGACCUGAUUGAAAACACCAUAGUAGAAACCCGUGGUUAGUUUCCCCUCGGUAGAGCUGCAUGAUUGCCAACUGAAACACAAAGAUGUAGGGGUAUGGACAGACUACUGCAAGCAGCCACGUUCUCAUUCUUGUCACCUGAACCAUGAUGGUUGUGCAUGUGCUUUUCACAGCAACAAAAUUAAUUGGAUCGCUGUGAAAGGUGCAGUAUGUUGGUUUAAACAGUUUGAAGGUUAAGGGGAUGUGCAUAAUAGGUUACCGUGGCUCAGUUGAUGGCCUGUAACAAUAUGCUAGAGAAUUUAACUAUCUGUGUCGUGAGGUGGGUUAAUUAGCAUGCGAUUUUUGUUGUUGUUGUUAUUACAAAUUACGAUUUUGUACCGCUUCACCUUUUAGUAUUAACAAGGUGAAAGAAAUACUGAAAGCGUAGUGCUGAGUUUUCAGUUGGCUGGUAAAUGUUACCACUUGAAGUGAAAUUCCAUGGCAGUGGCAUUCAUUUAUGUUGCUUAUAGGACAGAAUAUAGUGUAGGACUCCCUGUAAGUUGUUUCGGAGAGCUAGCUACUGUAUUCUGCAUAGUCAUGCAAUGUGUAGCAAGGCUUGAAAUGAGGUUCCUCUUUAAGGAAGGGACACUGAUUUUCUUUGGGCUCACAGGAAUAUCUGUUCCGUAUAAUAAUGGCACAUGCAUGGUAGCUCUUCUCGAGGCUGCUCGACCUCUGUAAAAUUUGUUCGUGUAUUUCUUGCACGUUUUUGGUGCUCUGUUAGCUUUAUUCAAAGGCAAAAAUGCUGUAAGCUGAGCAGGUGAAGGUUAAGGAACAGUGACGUCAGCAAGCUGUGGCUGUAUUCCAUAAAGGAACAAAGUUUAAGUGCAAUCAGUUAAUUUAACUCUUGUUUUUUUGGAUUAGGCUGCUUUGUGAAUGCCUAAGCUUAGUUCUAAUGCACUGGUUAAAGGGCAGGUCCUGAUGCAACUUACUGUAACCUUGUGGGGUUUUUGUUCCAGCGUUCUCACUUUAUCUGCUGUUCUCCGUGUAUUUGUAGAAAUUUGUAGAAAUAGGGAUUGUACUAUAAUGCCUGAUUCUGCUUCCAGCAGUUUUAAGAAAUAUCACUCUGGUGAGGAAACUUCCCUUUGGCAUUGUUCUAUAUUUAAAGAAAUGCGGUUUGUAGUCUCCCAUGAUCUUUUUGAUACUGCUGCCAACAUGCUGAUUACUUUGUCAGAACUAGCUUAUGGGACUGCUUGGAUUCUUGAUAUGCGGGACCAUCCAAAAUGCAUGUGUGUGUACUGGUGGUGUUCCUUUUUUCAGAAACGCAGAAAAAAAAGUAUUCGUGGAGUGCAGUUCCUUUAGUGUGAUAGGAUUUAAGCAGAUUUUGUUGUGCCAUUCUCCUCAUAACUACCAAACAAACGUUUGGAAUCAGACCAUGUCAAAAUACAGGGUAAAAUUAAGCAAAAUAAGGAGAGACUACGUGAAGAACUUGCCAGUAGCAGGAUCCUCCAGAGGUAGUUUUCUUACUCUUGAGGCGCUUUUGGGUUUAGGACAAGUGCAGGUCAAAUAAAAUAGCACUAAGAAGUCAGAUUAUGCAUUAUUUUGGCGUAAUUGUUUUGUAGCACAGAGUUAGAAUUACGUAAGCUCUUUCACAAGUUCAACAUCACUAACUUAAGCUUAAUGUUUCUUUUGCAGUUUCUAGGGCUAGUUGUGUUCCAGAAGCAGCGUAGUCUCGUGCAUGACAGGAAUCCAAAGUCAGUUAAAUCAUUGAGGCAGAUGUGAGUGGGCUCUGUGCAAGUGAGGAACACAGUGCACCAUAGCGGUAGCAUGCUGUAUGGGAGUCCUUAGCUAGCUAGCUAGCUUGGCACGUGAUCCAGAUUCUGGUUGGAGCUGAAGCCGCGCUGGCCCGUGAUCAGCUUCGGCAGUGUCUCGGCAGGAGCUAGCGUGGUCGGCUCUGAGCUGGACCUGACAGGCCAGGUGAGGGGACUUGUGCAGGGUCAGCUGGGAGGGACAGUGGUGAGGUGGGGCGGUUACUGUCCCUUCCCCUCUUCCAACAGCUCCAGCUGUCAGGAUAGCUGAAGAGUUUCAGGGCAGCAGUGGACCAGAGGUGGCUCCUUGCAUCUCUGCUGCCUCCAGCUCAAACUGGAACAUGAUUGAUUGGGGCAGCUAUUCAAGCUAUUGAGUUCAUAUCGGAACAAGUAAUCCUCUUGCGCGGGUGCAUCUGCCGUGUGUUCCCUGCAUGGGAAGAACAGUUAUUAUUGAACAAAGCUGGGGAAGUCCCAAAGUGACAAAAGAUGGUGUGACAGUAGCAAAGGCAAUUGACUUGAAAGACAAAUACAAAAAUAUUGGAGCCAGGUUAGUUCAAGAUGUUGCCAACAAUACAAAUGAAGAAGCAGGAGAUGGUACCACUACUGCAACGGUGCUUGCACGUGCUAUUGCCAAGGAAGGCUUUGAGAAGAUCAGCAAAGGAGCUAAUCCAGUAGAAAUCAGGAGGGGGGUGAUGCUUGCAGUUGAUGCAAUCAUAGCUGAACUGAAGAAGCUGUCUAAACCUGUUACAACUCCAGAAGAAAUUGCACAGGUUGCCACAAUAUCAGCAAACGGAGAUCAGGAAAUCGGCAAUAUAAUCUCCGAUGCAAUGAAAAAAGUUGGACGAAAGGGUGUGAUCACUGUCAAGGAUGGAAAAACUCUAAAUGAUGAAUUGGAAAUCAUUGAGGGUAUGAAAUUUGACAGAGGCUACAUAUCUCCAUAUUUUAUUAAUACAACCAAAGGGCAGAAAUGUGAAUUCCAGGACGCUUACGUUCUAAUCAGUGAAAAGAAAAUUUCUAGUGUACAGUCUAUAGUUCCAGCUCUUGAAAUUGCCAAUUCUCACCGCAAACCUUUGGUCAUUAUUGCUGAAGAUGUUGACGGAGAGGCCCUCAGCACUCUUGUCUUGAACAGACUGAAAGUUGGUCUUCAGGUUGUUGCUGUAAAAGCACCAGGUUUUGGCGACAACAGGAAAAACCAGCUUAAGGAUAUGGCAAUUGCUACUGGCGGUGCUGUGUUUGGAGAAGAAGGUUUGAGCCUAAAUGUGGAAGAUAUUCAGCCUCAUGACUUUGGUAAAGUUGGAGAGGUCAUUGUGACAAAAGAUGACACCAUGCUUCUAAAGGGCAAGGGUGAAAAGGCUCAAAUUGAAAAACGUAUUCAAGAAAUUAUCGAACAGCUAGAAGUUACCACAAGUGAAUAUGAAAAAGAGAAACUGAAUGAGCGAUUGGCCAAACUCUCUGAUGGAGUAGCAGUAUUGAAGGUUGGUGGCACAAGUGAUGUUGAAGUGAAUGAGAAGAAAGACAGAGUUACUGAUGCCCUGAAUGCGACCCGUGCUGCCGUAGAGGAAGGCAUCGUUCCAGGUGGUGGCUGUGCAUUGCUUCGCUGCAUUCCAGCAUUAGAUGCCUUAGCUCCAGCCAACGAAGAUCAGAAAAUUGGCAUUGAGAUAAUAAAGAGAACACUGAAAAUCCCAGCAAUGACUAUUGCAAAGAAUGCAGGUGUUGAAGGAUCAUUAAUAGUUGAAAAAAUCCUGCAGAGUCCAUCAGAGGUUGGCUAUGAUGCAAUGCUUGGGGACUUUGUAAAUAUGGUAGAAAAAGGAAUCAUAGACCCAACGAAGGUUGUGAGAACUGCUCUGAUGGACGCUGCAGGUGUUGCGUCUCUCUUAUCAACAGCAGAAGCAGUGGUGACUGAAAUUCCUAAAGAAGAAAAGGAGCCAGCAAUGGGAGGAAUGGGUGGGAUGGGUGGAGGAAUGGGAGGUGGCAUGUUCUAAUUCCUGGGAUAGGGAUGCAUCAUGAGCUGUGCUGUUUAAGACUGACAGUUCUGACUUCAAAAACUUCAGCUGUCAGUGCAAGAGGGUGGAUAGUGACUGAAGUGAGGCUGGUGUUUAAAAGAAUCACUGUAACCAUCAGUUACCGGAUUUCAUUUAACACAUGUGUAAUUGUUUACAGUCAUUGUCCAUGCCUACAGAUAAUUUAUUUUGUAUUUUUUGAAUAAAGACAUUUGUACAUUCCUGAUAACUGGGUGCAAGAUCCAUCUACCGAGGUCCUGAUUUAAACUUAAUUAAGGCACUUGAUAUUCUGUUUCAGAGUUUAUUGGUGCUUGCCAGUACUAGGAAGAACUUGGAAGCCACUGUGCGUGAGACUAGACAAUUGUGUACAAAGUAGGCAAAUAUACAGUUAUGUGACCUUUAUGUAAUAAAACAAACUGCUCAAAAGUUACAAAAUGUAUCACCUUAUUCACCUGCACACAAAGCCAUAGUCAUGGGAGAACCCUGACAAUCUGCUGCUGCUUCUAACAUUUACUAGAAAUCUGACACUUGUGCUUGGAAAUGACAGGCCAUUUCCCUCCAGGAAACAUUCCUUUGGCUAGAAUGUUUCUCAGAAAUACAAGUGACUUCAAUUUUGGCAAGAAAUAUCUAAGGUGAACUGACACUGCAGUUCUUUGAAAUAUUAAACAAUGCAAUGAAA
Messenger RNA from Haliaeetus leucocephalus (bald eagle), 4492 nucleotides. RefSeq names its product heat shock 60kDa protein 1 (chaperonin) (gene HSPD1). The transcript is spliced from 11 exons. The record is from RefSeq and is a predicted model, not a curated record. Lineage: Eukaryota; Metazoa; Chordata; Aves; Accipitriformes; Accipitridae. Gene Ontology annotation, molecular function: protein-folding chaperone binding; ATP-dependent protein folding chaperone; ATP binding. Gene Ontology annotation, biological process: protein refolding; positive regulation of T cell activation; positive regulation of type II interferon production. Bases 2245 to 3795 code for a protein of 516 amino acids. Gene Ontology annotation, cellular component: mitochondrial matrix; mitochondrial inner membrane.